AUGGGCGCCUGUAAAUCAACUCAAUUUGGCUGCUGUAUUGCUCUUGACAGCGACGAAUCAAUUAUCUUGGAUAAACCAACUGGCCGAGAAACUCGUCAUGGUCCCGGCUGGUUUUGCUUCCCGAAUUGGUGGGAAGCUCGUGUGGUGAAAUCGAUACCGCUGCAGAAUAACGAAUAUCUUGUCAUUAAACAUGUUAUUCUUCCAAAAAGUACGAAGACAAACCGAUCGGACAGGAUCCCCUUGGAAAAACGCGUCACGUCAAAUGAAAACGACGAGUUAAUCAAUGAUCCUGACAUGCAGCUACUUGAAAUUAUUCGUGGACCACAAAUCUAUCAUAUCAACAAUCCAUACGAUAUAAUCAGUGGAAUUAAACCAAUGAUCGAUCUGUCAGCUACACAAUAUAUUACCGUUACGGACAAAUUAACUGGAGCCAAAAGAGUGGAAUCAGGCCCGAAAUUAUUCUGUCCGAAACCAUACGAUGCAAUUAGCGAGGUCCAUAAUAUGUACAAUUUGUCAUCGACAGAAUAUAUUAUCGUUACAGAUGAAUCCACUGGAGAAAAGCAAACAGUCACUGGUCCGAAACUACAUCUACCGAAAGCCUACGAUAAAGUAUCACCAGUAUACAACUAUACUGUGCUCAAUCAUGCACAGUACUGUCGUAUAAUUGACACGCGCACUGGUGUGAUGCGUAUUGAAAAAGGUCCGAAAACAUUUGCACUUGGACCGUACGAACUACUAAAAGAAGAUAAUCGUCAAACAAUUUUCAAUAUCAUUAACAUCGACACAGAGAAUGCAGUAUUAGUUAAAAAUCUUGAUACAGGCAUGGAUGAAUUGAUUACUACACCACAGAAGUUUAUUCCAUCAUUCACGCAAACAUUCAUUGAAAUCAGAAAAUUAAUCAAAUUAGCUCCAUACGAAAAUAUGAUUUUAAUCGACAAGGAUGGUCAACAUGUCCUGAAAAACGGUAUGAAAGAUAAAUCAUUCUUUCUGCACCCGUAUCAACAGAUAUAUACGCAACAAUGGUCAAAUGAUCUGAAAAAGGAUCAUCAAUCGACCACAUCUGUUGAUCGUUUUGAUACAAGAAAUCAGUAUAUGGAUUACGAAUUUCUUGUUCGGACAGCAGAUAAUGUUGAAAUCAUCCUUGAUGUCUCAAUCUUCUGGCAAAUCACAGAUUUAUACAAACUCGUUCUUGUUACACAAGAUCCUCCGGAAGAUAUUUGUAAUCAUACUCGUUCGGAGAUCUUAAGUCAAGUAUCGAAGUACAAUAUGAAAGAGUUUAUGGAAUUACCGAAUAGUCAGUUAAUUGCUUCAGUCAAUUCAGACAAGGAUGACACAUUUUUUGAGUCUCGUGGUGUCAAUGUCAUUCGCGUUGAAAUUUUACAAAAACGCUGCAAGGACCCCGAAAUUCAAAAGAUUUUCAAACAAAUUAUCGAUGAGAAAACGAACCGUAUCAAGAACAUCGAGAAACAAGAAGCUGAAAAUGAAGUCAAACUCUGCGAUUUGAAUGGUCAAAUUGAAGCAGAGAAAUUAGUUGGAACAUUGCUUAAAAUCAAGAAAGAAAACGAACGAGAAGAGAAUGUCGCCGAUGGUAUCGCUGAAGGCAGUCGUAUUCAAAAUUUCAUCGGUAAUCUUGGCGAUGAUGUGCCAUUGGAAAAGAAAUUACAGGUCUAUUUUGACAUACAAAACACCAAACGUUUGGACAUGUUAGCUCGUUCGAAUACGACACUCUAUUUGACACCGAAAGAAGUCGAUACGAAGGUCAUCAAUGUCAAUACCGUUCACCCAACGAAUGACUUAGUCCAAUCAAACACUCAAACUCGAAUGAAUAUCGAAGUUUGA
Molecule: messenger RNA, 1839 nt
Organism: Adineta ricciae
Lineage: Eukaryota; Metazoa; Rotifera; Eurotatoria; Adinetida; Adinetidae
Source: the annotation of a GenBank genome assembly